This is a messenger RNA of Salpingoeca rosetta, 1263 nucleotides long. RefSeq names its product serine/threonine protein kinase. Gene Ontology annotation, biological process: signal transduction; protein phosphorylation. Gene Ontology annotation, cellular component: cytoplasm. The transcript has 4 exons. NCBI's taxonomy places the organism in Eukaryota, Choanoflagellata, Craspedida, Salpingoecidae. The coding region runs from base 1 to 1263 and encodes 420 amino acids. The record is from RefSeq and is a predicted model, not a curated record. Gene Ontology annotation, molecular function: protein kinase activity; ATP binding.
AUGCCGACUAGCCCCACCCCACCACCGCCGGCCGCAACACAUGUACCAGGCUUUGCAGACAACCGGGUGUUUGUGCAGCGUCAGAGCACCGCCAACACCGCUGCGACCACGGCCACCAGCAACGAUGAUGGGGCAGAGCAGGCGAGAGCUGUGAGUGGUGUUCAGGGUCCUGUUGGGGCUGUUGAGAUGGAGGUGACAGACGGACGCGAAGCGGGACGUCGCCAACACACACGCAGACAGUGGAGGUUCUUGCUGGCGCGGCUGCCGUUUGGCGUUCGCAGCAACGCCGUGAGCUUUGCGCCGGUACAGCAGCCGGCAGCGGAGGAGGGGCAGUUGGAAGAGGGGCGCGCAAACGGGACGCAGCCAGCACAGGCGGCGGCAGCAGCACAACAACAACAACAACAACAACAACAACAGUCGAUGGACAUGGACGUCUGUGAAGAAAGAGUGGAUGUGAUGCGCUCACACAUGUUCGGCGGCAGGUUUGGUCGCAUGCUGCAUCGCGACUUCACGCCCGCGGAGCAGUCGGCACUGAAUCACUUUCCGACACUGAAGCGGGAGAUGAGCAUGUACUUGGAGCUGUACAAGAAGAACGGCAACCAAUACCAUGACGGCAUUGCGCGCCUGGUUGCCGUGUCCCUUUCGCCGCCAGCCCUUGUCUUCUACCGCUUGAACGGCAACUGCGUGAGAUACCUACACGAUCACAUCUUGAGCAGCAAGAACGGGAAGGAGCGCGUGCGCAUGAAGCUUGCCUUUUUCAAAGGGGUUGCCCGGGCCCUGACGUUUAUCCACAAGUGUAACAUUGUGCACCGUGAUCUGUGCGCUGACAACAUUCUUGUGGACGAUUCUGGUGCACCCGUCAUCACCGACUUUGGCCUGGCACAAGAGCUCGCAGCCGGCGUGACGAAAAAAAUGCCCGCCACCUGCCGCCUCCAUGUGGUGAAGCGAGUUGGUCGCGGGUCUGAGAGCGACACAGCAAAUGGAGCCGGGGCACAUGGUGCACUACACUUUGACACAGACGCCGACAAGUAUGCACGCCGCCCAGCAAACGCCUGGUUCGCCCAGGUCGUCGGGAACCGGUUUCCAGCGCGGAAGAACGCGAGCGAGCCGAGUUUGCGGCGGGCAGCGAUUCUACUCAUCAUCGGCGUCAUCUUCCUCUUCACCGUCAUCCACUUGCUGACGAAGGUGCACGUGUCCUCGGACGACGAUCCACUGCUCAACCCAAUGAUGAAUCCCAACAUCCAAACAGAAGACAGUCGCUGA